Messenger RNA from Megalobrama amblycephala (Wuchang bream), 2451 nucleotides. It is a transcript of the gene atg14, whose product is annotated as autophagy related 14. The record is from RefSeq and is a predicted model, not a curated record. Gene Ontology annotation, cellular component: phosphatidylinositol 3-kinase complex, class III; extrinsic component of phagophore assembly site membrane; extrinsic component of omegasome membrane. NCBI's taxonomy places the organism in Eukaryota, Metazoa, Chordata, Actinopteri, Cypriniformes, Xenocyprididae. The transcript is spliced from 10 exons. Bases 171 to 1715 code for a protein of 514 amino acids. Gene Ontology annotation, biological process: cellular response to starvation; autophagosome assembly; mitophagy.
ACAAACAUACGUCACAUGGUGCGAGGGGCAGACAGCCAUCACACACCGCUAGUCAUAGAGAUCUCAGGAUCAGAACUACUUUUUAUUUUAAUAUUUUCAACCACAAAUCAUGUAAAUCUCACAGUGAACGUUUCUAAGAGGCGUUUGGUCUUCAUAGAGCCUGUAUCGUCAUGGCUUGUCCCUUAACAGGCGAACCCCGGCCUUCGGGGCCUGGUGAAGAGUAUCCAGAGUCUGGAUCAGAGGCCCGGGCGCCCGCCCGACCCCAUCCGCCUCAGCGGCACCUUCAACCGGCGUGCGCCAGCGCUGCUGCCGCGGUGAUGGUGGAGGCGCUGGAUGAUGCAGAGGGGCUCUUUGUUGCCGUGGAGAGAUGUCCGCUCUGCAACACCGCCAGACGCAGACUGACCUGCGCCCGUUGCAUUCAGAACGGGGAUUUCGUGUAUUUUGACGGGAGAAAUCCGGAGAGGUAUUCAGAAAAGCUUGAAAGACUCCAGAAGCUCAAAAAUGAAAAGGAGAAUCUUCAGCAGAGAGUCAUCGAAGCCAUGGACAAAAAAGUAGAGGCAGACCAACUUAGGUGGAAAAUCAUGUCAUGCAAGAUGAAAAUCCAACAACUCAAAGAGGCCAUCUGCACUAGCAAUGAAGAAGUCAAGAGUGGCAGGGAGCUGUUGUUGCGUUCCCAGGAGGAAGGGCAGCGACUGCAGCGCAGAGCCAGCCGACAUCAGGAAAAGAGGGACAAAAUUAAGCGGCACAACCAACGUCUGGGCGAUCUCCUGGAUAAGAGAUCCAAAGAGCUGCAGGGUAGGCUGGAGGCCCUGGCUGAGGUGCGGAGAGAGCACAUCCUGGAGCUCACCACUCACAUCUUCAACAUCCAGGAGGAGAAGCAGGGCAGCAGGGACCCAGCAGAUCCAGUCGUGGCCGAGUAUGACCUUGCUCUGACCUCCAGCACUGUCAGUGAACUCGCAGAGGCGAGGCGAACCACCUAUCACUCAGGCCGCUGGAUCUGGGACGAUCAGAACGGAGAGACGAGCAUCAGUAUCACUGGGCCACACGUCACACUUCCCAGUAAUGGAGACUGCUCCGCCUAUUACAGCUGGGUGGAGGAGAAGAGUGGAAACCAGGGGCCAGAGCUGGACCACAUCAACCCGGCACACACCAUCAGUGCCGCCCUCUGUUAUGCUACACAGCUCGUCAAUAUCCUGUCUCAUAUUCUGGACGUCAACCUUCCGAAAAAGUUGUGCAACAGUGAGUUCUGCGGCGAUAAUCUGACUCGCUACCGAUUCACCCGUGCCGUAAACAAACUCAACACUAACAUCCUGCACCUCUGCUUCUCACAGCACGUUGACAGUGAGCUGCUUCAUCCUCACCACACUUUGAGGAAUAUCAUGUUUCUAGUGUCUCCAGCAAACAAGAACCUCGGCAGAACUGGGCCGUUUGAGGUGAGUGCUGACUUGGAAGACUCUAUGGAGUUUGUGGAGCCAGAGGAGGCUGGACCUGUGGAGGAGAGCGGAGACGAGGCAGUGACAGAUGAAGAAACAGACUUGGGCACAGACUGGGAGACGGUUCCAAGCCCUCGCUUCUGUGACAUCCCCUCUCAGCCUAUGGAUCUUUCGCAGAGCGGCAUGCAGGCAUCCCAGCCAGUUGGCAAUGCAGGGGGCAUGAUCUCCUCCGCGGCCGCCUCCGUCACAUCCUGGUUCCGCGCCUACACCGGGCAGCGCUGAGAUCUGGUGGAUAUGGGGGUGGUUAGACCGGGCUGUAACUAUGCAAACACCCCAUUACUGUCACCCUCACUUAUGCCAACUGGCCUGUUGAGGGAAAUAAAGGGAAUUUUUCAUCUGACUGCUCAUAAUAAAUGUGUGGUAGAAACCAGAGUGAAGCAUGUGUUCCUCAGAACUUUUUUUGUGUGGUUUUAUUGCAGGAUGGAACUACUUUUACAUUUUUGAUCUUUUGUAGCUCACAUACUGUAUACACCAGUCAACUUUAUCCAGUGUAAAUUGCCAAAUAUUUUUGUGAAUCGGUGCAAAAAAAUCAUACAUUCAAAGCAUCGUUGGACAGACUUGACUGUGCUUUUAGAGUUUAAAUGAUGGAUUGCACCUUCUCACCAGCUCUUCAAAGAACCUUACUGUAUAAAUGUUGCUUGUCUGAGAGAGUGGCAAAUAUUGGUGUCUUGUUUUAUUAGAUCAUUUACAAAAGGAAUUGUAUUUUAUGAAUUGUUUUUUUUUUUCUCUUUAAAUUUCCUCAAACACUGCAAGCUGCAUUGGGCAUAAAUAUCUUGCAUAGUUGCAGUGGAGGAGAGGCUGGCUGUCUAUUUUGCUCUUAGGAUUUAUGUACAGGUUUAUUUUUUCACCAUCUUGAGUAAAAAAAAAAAGCAUAUUUACUCAGUUUCAUUUUAGAAAUGUUUUAUUUGUAUUAGCAGAUGCCCUCAAUUAUUAAACUGAAUACCUCUCUGAAAUGCAA